Messenger RNA from Pygocentrus nattereri (red-bellied piranha), 912 nucleotides. Its product is annotated as olfactory receptor 6N2-like. The record is from RefSeq and is a predicted model, not a curated record. Gene Ontology annotation, cellular component: membrane. The coding region runs from base 1 to 912 and encodes 303 amino acids. The transcript has a single exon. Lineage: Eukaryota; Metazoa; Chordata; Actinopteri; Characiformes; Serrasalmidae. Gene Ontology annotation, molecular function: olfactory receptor activity; G protein-coupled receptor activity. Gene Ontology annotation, biological process: G protein-coupled receptor signaling pathway.
AUGGAUCAUUCUACUAAUAUUACAUAUUUAUCUUUGGAGGGGCAUGUGGAGUUGGAGAAAUAUAGAUAUGUUUAUUUUGUAAUAUGCCUCACUGUUUACAUUCUGAUACUUUGUUGUAAUGUUGUUGUGCUUUCUAUCAUUUACACAAGCAAAAGUCUCCAUGAGCCGAUGUACAUAUUCAUUGCUGCUUUGCUUUGCAAUGCUCUCUUUUUAACAGCUGCCUUUUAUCCUAAAUUAUUAAGUGAUUUUCUGUCUGAAAAACAAGUUCUCUCUCAUGGAGCCUGUCUCUUUCAGGCUUUUUGUCUUUAUACCUGUGCUUUAUCAGAGUUCACACUGUUAUCAGCUAUGGCCUAUGACAGAUAUGUGUCAAUAUGUAAACCAUUACAAUAUGCAACUCUUGUAAAAAUGUCCACAGUGAAAAAGCUCUUAUUUUUCUGUUGGUUUAUACCAUCCUGUGAAAUGGCCACAUCAAUAAUAUUAACAUACAGACAGCUGUGUAAAUUUAAAUUAAACAGAAUAUACUGUAGUACUUAUUCAGUUGCUAAAUUAAGUUGUGGAGAUAUAACUGUUACAAAUUCAUAUGGGCUGUCUGCUUUAGGUAUUGCUGUUUGUCCACCAGUGAUCUUCAUAAUUUAUUCAUAUGUUAGAAUACUUGAUGUCUGUUUAAAGAAUUCAAAAGAUUUCAGAAGAAAAGCUCUGCAGACCUGCUUACCACACCUUAUCAUUUUCAUCAAUUUCUCCAUUACUGCUUGUUUUGAAGUGAUUAACAACAGAUUUGAAGGAAGCGUACCCCAUAUAUUUGAUAUGAUAAUGUCAGUUGAAAAUGCAGUUAUUCCUCCUCUACUCAAUCCUAUUGUAUAUGGACUGAAACUGCAAGAGAUUAGGAAUAGGAUCAAAAAAAUGAUUUGUUAG